Mycena citricolor is the source of this 4987-nucleotide messenger RNA. NCBI's taxonomy places the organism in Eukaryota, Fungi, Basidiomycota, Agaricomycetes, Agaricales, Mycenaceae. The record is from the annotation of a GenBank genome assembly.
CACUUGCCAUCUGUGUUCUCCGUGACAGUCCAGUUCAAGUUGCUAGGGACUAACGAGACCAGAGCCGGGUUUCAUUUCGACCAGCGCUCUCGCCGACCCAGCAAAGUCGUCCCAACUUAGCUAUGCUUCCCCUACAUACCCGACAGCUCACCGGAGGCCCUAGGAAACAGCACAUUCUAUCUUCGCAAAGUCUCAAAGUCCUCUACCGUCGACCUGCGCUGCGCUGCCUUCCCUAUAUCUUCGUCUCACUCGUAUUGGUGUACAUAUUCGCGACCCAUGUCCUCGAUCGCGCUCCGCGUUUGAUCGAGUACUCUCCGAAACGAGUGACCGUGUCCAACAAUAGUGUGGUAUACGACGAGCCUUCCGUGACGUCUCAAGUGCUUGCGGCCCGUGCACAAAAGAUCAAGGAUGCGUAUGUGCAUGCGUACUCGGGUUAUCGACGGGACGCGUGGGGAUACGACGAGCUGAAGCCGCUCACGGAAACCCAUGUCAACAAUUUCAAUGGGUGGGGAGUCUCUGUCAUCGACUCAUUGGACACGAUGUGGAUCAUGGGCCUCCACGACUUCUUUGAAGAGGGUAUCACCUGGGUCAAAGACUUGACAUUUGACAUUCCGACGGGAGAGUUUGUCCCUUUCUUCGAGACCAUCAUCCGCUAUCUCGGUGGAAUGCUCUCCGCGCACGCUCUUUCCGAUGAACCCAUCCUGCUGACCAAGGCCAGCGAGCUGGGAAUGAUGCUUAUGCCUGCAUUCAACACUCCUUCAGGUCUACCGAUGUAUGCUGUAAACCCGCAGACCGGAGAUGUUCGCAAAGGUUGGACCGGAUCUGUGCUAUGGGCAGAAGCUCUGAGCAAUCAAAUGGAAUACAAAUAUCUGGCACACCUCACUAAUCGCCCGGACUUUUACGACAAGACUGAGAAAAUCAUGGAUCUCAUGUACCGGAGCACGAUAGACAAAGGGCAGUUUCCUACGCAAUGGGAUUCUAUCACUGGCAAACCCACCAACAACCAAUUCUCCGUGGGUGCAUAUGCUGACAGUGCCCACGAAUAUCUUUUGAAGCAAUGGCUUCUCACGAGUCAGUCUGAGCCCAAGGCCAGGACAAUGUACCUAGAUGCUGUUCAGGCAAUCAUCGACAACUUGCUCUAUCUGACACCGAACCGAGAGCUCUUGUAUGUGACCGAUACCAACGGUGGCGUCCCCAGCUGGAAGUUCGAGCAUCUUUCGUGUUUUCUCCCGGGAAUGCUUGCCCUCGGUGUUCACACUCUCGAUCUCCCGCACGAAACCAAGGAAUUGCAUUCAUGGGCUGCUGACGGUAUCGCCACCACGUGCUGGCUGUCGUACGCGGACCAGGCCAGUGGGCUUGGGCCUGACGAGAUGAUUAUGGAUCACCCGCAGUCUGGCUACCAGUCGCUCAAGUGGACGACGCGCCUGGCAAGCUGGAAGGCAGAAGGAAAGCCGGGUGGAUCGCCGCCUGGUCUUGGUCCCAAAGCCCCGGCACGAAAGGCGAGGGAUUAUGUUAUUGACAAGUCAGCGUACUUGCUGCGGCCCGAAACGCUGGAGAGCUUCUACAUUCUCUGGAGAACCACUGGCGCUGAGGUUUGGAGAGAUCGUGGAUGGUCUAUCUUCGAAGCCAUCGAGAAACACGCGAGACUCAAGACAGGUUAUGCGAGUGUUCAGCAUGUUGAUAAGAUUCCAGUCAGCCAUUUGGAUGAAAUGCCCAGCUUCUUCCUUGCGGAAACGCUCAAAUACUUAUAUCUCAUGUUUGUUGGUCAAGACAUCGUGCCUCUGAGCCAAUGGGUCUUCAAUACCGAAGCUCACCCGCUGCCCAUAUUCGAAUGGUCGUCGCGAGAACGGUCGAUGUACAGGAUACCACCCGAAGCUCAUCUUUCUAGCAACUCAAGCACCCCUUGAUCCGAUUGUAGCAAUAUCCUCCAUGUAGCAUACAUUUAUCUCAUCCUCAAUGCAUCACUGCUAGAUCUAUUUGCGUCUAUUGACUUGCGCCGCUGAAUGGUUUCCUUCACACUGUUAUCGUUAUGAUAUUGUCAGGCUGACACAUCGCCCCACGCCAGCACCUUGCGCCCACUCCAAGAGAUUCCAACUCAAGCUUCGGAACGCUACUGAUGGUGUUGUCGCGGUCCGAACGUGGCGCGCUUGCACGCAAGACAAAAAACCAGCACAUACCCGUGGUCCUGAAGGCAUCGGCUCGCGCUAGAGCUGGCAUCAGCUCUUCGAAGCUCCUUCGCGACCUCAAAGCCUCACCAAGCGACUCACCCGGCGCAGCUCUGCCCCUCAUCUCUGUGAUCGAGGCGGAUACUCUACAAGCAGCUUUCCCUCUAGCCACAGAUGGCAACGGCAAGGUCGCGAUACUCUCGAUGGCUUCCGAGCUUCGACCUGGCGGUGGAUUUCUGUCCGGGGCGAACUCCCAAGAAGAAAGCCUUUGCAUGCGGACCACACUGUAUCCGGCGCUGAGAGACGACUUCUACCGCCUUCCAGAUGUUGGUUGCAUCUAUACGCAAGAUAUCUGCGUGUUCCGGGGUACAUACCCUCCCGGCGGCGAAUCCACGGCACCAGGCGCGGAAGUCAACCCACCCUCUCAGUGGUGGUUUGUCGAUGUCAUCUCGUGCGCUGCAGUGCGCGGACCGGAUGUGGACGACAACGGCCUGUCCUAUGCAGUGGACCAGCAGCGCGACCUCAUGCGAGAGAAAGUCAAGUGCAUUUUCCGAGCUGCUGCCUCUCAAGGAUGCAGACGUCUCGUUCUCGGUGCGUUCGGCUGUGGGGCGUUUGGGAACCCACCAAAUGAGGUGGCACUGCUCUUUCGAAGGGCACUGCUCGGAAGAGAGGGCAGGGCAUCUGAGUUCGCAGGUUCAUUCGACGAGGUUGUUUUCGCCAUCAGGGGCGGUAGGCAAGAUACAUUGUCUACUUUUCGGUUUGUCCUCGAUGUGUAAUGAAGGACAUCAUUGCUCUGUCCUGAGAUAUGAGCAACUACAGUCGUUCAUGACAGUUAGGAGUCAAAUGGUGUCAUCAGUCUCGAUUGAUCUCAUCAAUGUCGAACUCAAAAAGAUUGACUUAACAUCUGCUACCGUGUUAUCAUUCUAAACUCGAUGUCUGACGGAAACGACAAGGGCAAAGGGAAAGAACGCGCUCCAUCUGCCAGCAACACUGAAGAUGUUUCCGACGAAUAUUUGCUCUCGUUGCUGAACAAAGCUCGCGAGAAAGCCCGCGCUGAGAAACAAGCGCUACCUGAAGAAGAAGUCAUUUCAGUGAUGACCGAGGGAGAUGUCUCCAAACUCACUCCGCUGAGACCGAAAGACUUGCCGACUCCCUAUUUUCAACUGGGGAAGAAGAAAACCGACGUAGCCGUGCUCCGAGAUCCAGAUGCUGAAGCUGCUGAGCGGGCCGUAUCUUCGUUUUCGGUGCCCGCGCCUCCCGUUGCCCCUUCCGAGUUGACGAAAUCUGGGAAACCACUCACUAAACGCGAGCGAAAGCAGCUCCGCAAUAAAACAGCCGGACCUGAUUGGUUCGACCUGCCAGCCCCGGCGGAAGCAGACCUCCCGCGACUCUAUCGCGAAGUCGAGGCACUGCGCCUGCGAAAUCAGCUUGAUCCAAAGCGAUUCUACAGAAAGGAGGAAGGAGAAAGCAAGGGAAUCAAGGGUCUUCCGGAGUUCUUUGCGAUCGGCACCGUUGUUUCCACUUCUACGCCAUUUGGGACCCAAUCUUCGGACAACCUCACUCGCGCGGAGAGAAAGCGAACCCUGGUGGACGAAUUGGUUGAUGAUGCCGAAGCGAAACGAUACGCCAAGCGCAAGUUUGAGGAUCUGCAGACCGUCCGCGGCGCGAAAGGUCGGAACACGUUGAACGCGAAAAAGGCGGCGCGGAGACCAAAGUGGUGAUUGUAUAUACGCAUACAUGUAUCUCAGCCUCCCAAGCGCACACUCUUGACCACUUUGGAGAUACCCGACCUCUCUCCGUCGUACCGGCCCGUGUCUGCCAGCCCGCCUUUGAACACAGCCUUCUGAGAUGCGACCUUUCUUUUGGCCUUGCUGUAUUGCUCGCGCUUUUUGACACGCGGAUUUCGGGAAGCCUUUGCUCGUCGAGGGGUGAGACCCUUGUUUUUGAGGAUGGCCCGGGUGAGUGAACGAGGGCCUUCGACGGCAUCGGCCGAGAAGUCUGGUCUGCCCAUCCAUCGGCCUCGACUGCGGCUUCAUAUUCCUCUUUCUUACGCUCUUUUUUCUGCUUCGCUUUCCGCUUGACCAGAUCGUAGUAUCCGUCCGCAUCUUCGGCCUCGGCUCUUUCCUCUGCCCUCGGCUGAGGUUCGGCAUCGUCCAGGUCGUCUCCGAGCGGUCGCUGAACCACGGCCUUGGCCUUUCUUGUCUCGCGGUAGGGUAUGUCGUCGUCACCUCCCAAAGCAUUGGUUCGAGCGCCUUGCCGUCUCGCACUGGCGCUCUCAAUCUUCGAGGUGUGGAAGCGCAGAGUCUUCUUCCGCGCAGAUUUGUCAGCUGCAUCAGCGUGCUGGAGAGCAGUUGCUUCUCCAUACGCAUCGCCUGCGGACGAGUCCGAGCGACGCUGGGUUCCGACGGAUGUCGUGAACUCAGGCUCAACGAGAUCGAAUACAGGAGCAGCCGGGCCCUUGGCAGCAGUCUUCCUCUUCUUUUUGGGUCUCACUGGUUCUUCCAGCUCGGACUCUGAUUCUUGCUCGCCAGCAUCAUCAAGCAGGUCGCGCAGCUCGUCUUGUUCGAGACCGAGUAAUUUGUCAUUAGCCCAGAGCUGCUCCGCGUCCAUGAACGUGUCCUCAUCUGAGUCCUCGAGGGACUCGAUUUCAGAGUCUGAGGCAGCGAAAUCGAGCUCUUCUAGCGUGCUCAAUGACUGUUUGAGUGUGAGCAGCCGUGCCAUGACGGGAUGCUUUCGAAGCUCUUCAGGCCGGCGUUGGUACUUCUGACUGGAUCGGAUAUGGAUGUAGAAAGUCAGCGCAGUUGCAUAGGCCAACAGAGUUU